This is a messenger RNA of Fusarium poae, 2649 nucleotides long. RefSeq lists its product as uncharacterized. The record is from RefSeq and is a predicted model, not a curated record. NCBI's taxonomy places the organism in Eukaryota, Fungi, Ascomycota, Sordariomycetes, Hypocreales, Nectriaceae. The transcript is spliced from 6 exons. The coding region runs from base 1 to 2649 and encodes 882 amino acids.
AUGGCAGGCCCUUUACAGGUUGGAGACAUCCUCAACCUGGGGCGCCUAGCCUGGGAUAUUUAUCGUUAUGGCUGGAAAGAAGAUUACAAUGCGACACGUCAAUACUCGGAGUUUGGAAGAGAUGUCAGAGGCUUGGCCGAAAACCUCGAUAUUCUUAGCAGAGUGAUUACAUGGGCAGAUGACUCCCUUCAAAGCCAACGGAGACCAGGAGUGCCAGCAAGGUUACGAUGGGACCGAAAUUCACUCAUCGAAAUUAUAGGAGACUAUGAGAUCACACUACGAGAAUGUCAUCAACUUCUCGUAUCCAACGAUCGGUAUGGGAAGGGGAGCAAACCUCUACGCAACAUCGAAUGGAACGUACUCGUCCAGCCUUUGGCCGAUCAACUACGCCAGAGAAUUAUGCUGCACAACUCCAAAAUUCUUCAUGUUCUGAAACCGUUAGAGGUUGACCUUCUUCUUCGUGUGCGACAAGACAUUGAGCUCAUGCAUCGAGAUCUCGCAGAACGGAUCACUGUCGUACACCAUGAUAUUCGCCGUCUGAUGGGAGUUCUUAUUCCAGACCUCGACGAAGCACUGGACCAACGGACUCAGCGAAGCGUCGUUCUCUUGGAAGUCCCCAUUGACUUGGACGAUCAGUUUCGCUUUGCCGCUCUUACUGGCCACCCGAGAUACCGUGUUGAGGACGAUUUUGAGCUGGGUGAACUGUCGGAUGCAUUCAUACUCAACUUUCACAGGAGUACUAUCAAUUUCCAAUCAGGAAUUUUGGUCGAGGAUCGCGUCCCAGCUGUCGACCAGUAUCUCAACCUCUUAAAGUGCGUGUGGAUUUUCAAACGAAUGCAGGCGUCGCCCACCCUCAAAGCAGCAAACAAAGAUACAUCACACUGGCCUUCGUAUACUCGGCAACUAGAAGAUGAUCUUUCUUCGCAAUGUUCUCGUUUUGGCCCAGAGCUGGUGACGCCCAGAAUCGUCACUUCAACGCUCAAGAGAGACAUGUUUACUAUCUGGCCCGAGAAGGAUCCUGCUCCUCUUGUCGACGUGGUAACCAGAGACGAGAUGAUGGAGCAGCUCCUUGAGGUGCCAUUACGAAGCUAUAGCGCAGGUAUUGAAAAGAAAGCCCAGCUGCUUCGUAGGCUAGAUACCGAUGGGCGACGCUUCAGAGUCAUCAUGUCAGGCUCAGAACAAGCGGCGAGUGGAAGACCGAGACAAGAAGCUGAAACUAUUGAUUUCGACAUCACCUCCAUGGUGUUUAACCCCCAAUACGCCUUGCCUAUCGGUACUCACAUGACGCAAGAAAUCAUCAUGCGACAGAACGAGAGAAUAGCAAGGCUAGACUUCCUCGAUGGGGGUGAUAUACUAAAAUUUCAGCAAGCAGUGACAGGCUUUAAACCGUGGGACUCUUACACGCAAUACGACUGUCAAGUCAUCUUUGUCCUUGAUGGGGUCGAGAAUAUUAUGGAGAACGCCUCACUUCAACUCUGGAUACCUAAACAAACCGCAGGUUCGCUUAUCACAAAUAGCGACGCCGCUGCCAAUACGACCAACGACCCAGUGGCUAGCCGACAGAAUUCCAUAUCGACACUUGCUUCAGCUACCACUCGGGACUCGUCAAUUAGAGUGGGUGAAAGCUUUCCUGCGUCGAGUCCAAUGCUUCAACUCAACACGUCACUUGCUUCAGCUUCGAUUCGGAGCUCGCCCCCUGGAGUGAGCAGUGGGAACAACAGGGACAGAUUCCCAACAAGUCCUUCCGGGCGUCAUCCAAGUCUCGCGACAAUCCCACAAAGACAACCUGUUGGCUUUGAUCCCUAUGAGUCUUGGCCAACAAGAAGCUCCCCGGAGCCUAUCGGAUCGCCACUUAUUCAAAGGCAGAACUUCUUUCCACCACAAGGACCACCGCGCGAGUCGCCCCCUCGAAAACCUGUCGGGUCAUCUGCAUCGCCCGCUCGAUCCGCGUCUCUUACUGCGGCUCGGUCCAACAGUACAACUACAACUACGGUUAGGAAUGGGCGCUCUUUCAGUAUUUUUAGUGGCACGUCAAACAACAGCAAUUCCUCCAGCAGCGACGUUGGUAGUGUGAGCAUUUCAACCGGAACCAACUCCACGGGCCUCCUCCACAAGCGUCCAGUAAAGCCAAUGCUUGUUCUUUUUACGCAAAGUCGUCAAGGUGACAAGUUCUCGUUCGUAACGGUUCAAGUCGAUGACGAAACGAGUAUGAAUCCUGAACGCUGCGAUUGCCGUAAAUCGGGAAGAGAUGGUGCAUCUUGCGAAAUCGCGGCCAUCGAGAAGAAGAAAGGGCACUCGACUGUUGCAGCCCGGAGGUAUGAGCAGUCGAGUUCGGAUGGCGAGAUGGACUGGAAUUUAGCCCGGUUGGCACUCAACAAUCCAGCUUCGACGAGCAGCAGUGCCAAUUGGUCAAAUCUCAAACGACUCAGUAUCAAGUUCCCUAAUCCUCGUGCCAGAGCUUACUUUUGUGGCACGCCCAAUGUCUGUCACUGCAAGGUCAAAACGGAGGCCGAUGCGCGUGAAUGUAUACGAAAAGGACAUCGUGGUCUAUGGGGCGAGGUGCAACAGAGCUACAGGAAGCAGAUGAACAACUUCCACAAGCAGCGUUAUGAGGGUAGAUCACAAGUUGUGUAUGGAGUGACGAAUUAA